AUGUACUAUUCAUUCUUCAUUUGUCUUAUGGCAUGUUUUUAUCUGGUUUUUAAUGUUGACAAUUUUAAAGUAAAUCGUUACGUAUUUAUGAUAACAAUGGUGAUUAUUGAGCUCGUAUCUCUCUUUUCAGUUUCAAUAAUUCUUAAAUUUCUGAGUAGUCAGAAAACAACUAUUAUUCUUUACUGGAUCGCAUCGAUUUGUUUGCUAUCCACGAUUGCUAUUCCCAAGGAAAAUGUAUAUAUGACUGUAGGACUGACAGUAAUAAUAUCUAAAUUAACUUUGAGUCCUACUUUUACAACAAAUAUGUUAUUUUCUUUAAAAUUGUUCCCAUCGAGUGUAAGAAACUCAGCUUUGGGAACUUGCUUGUUAAUGUCCCAAGCUGGAUCAAUGUCAGCGCCGUACUUGGUUGAUUUUUUGGGCAAAGUUGCUCCGUGGUCUCCAUCUGUGCUUUGUGGUGUUACACUUUUAAUUGCCGGGCUUCUGUGUUGCAUCGUUCCUACUAUGGAGAAUGAAAAGAAUAAAAUACAAGAAAAAUAUCUUCUACAAGCAAUCGAUGAAUUAGGAAAAGGUUCAAAAUUGGUUUGGAUAGCUUUUUUUCUCAGUGUUACAAAUUCAAUAGUGAUCGCAUUACACACAAUGUCGUAUAUCUUCUUAGUUGAAAUUCCUGAACAUUGGUGUCAUAUUCCAGAACUGUUAGAUGCUAACUGGACAAAUGAACAAAUACAAAAUAUUUCAGCAGUGGAUAGAUGUCUGAUGUAUGACUACAACUAUACACAUCUUGCGCACUUAGGCUAUGAAAAUGCUGGAAAACAUGUUGAAGAUUUUUUAUUUAACACUAGUCUUGUUCCUUGUUCUUCCUUCGUUUUUGACAAAAGUGAAAAAUCAACAAUCGUUAAUGAAUGGAGCUUAAUUUGUGAUCGACAAUUUUACCGAGCAAGUACUUAUUUGAUCUAUACAUUUGGAAAGCUUUUGGGUCUUGGAGGAUUGGGAGUAUUCGCUGACAAGUAUGGCAGAAAAAAAGCAUUAAUAAUAGAUGAGUCACCACGUUGGUUAAUAUCCCAAAAUCGUCUUGAUGAAGCGCAGAAAAUAAUAGAAAAGUAUCGAAAAGUAUCUAUUUCGCCAGGUCUCCUUACCGAAAGUUUACCUCUUAAAUCUCUAUCGAUUAAACAAUCUAUCGCGGCUGAAGAAAAGCGUCAAGAAAGUUGUAUGAAACGUUAUCUUGGAAAUAUAGGAAUUUUCCUCGCUGAUCCAAUAUUUAGAAAAAAAAUACUUAUUAUGUACUUUUCGUUUUUUGUUUGCUUGAUGACAAGCUUUUAUUUAGUUUUCAGUGUUGAUAAUUUUAAAGUAAAUCGAUAUGUAUUCAUGAUAGCAAUAGUAAUUAUUCAAAUAACAUCUCUUCUCUUAAUUUCGGUAAUUAUCAGAUUUAUGAGUAGUCAGAAAACAACUAUUAUCCUUUACUGGAUCGCAUCGGUUUGCUUGGUGUCAAUGAUUGCCGUUCCCAACGACAAUGUAUAUAUUAUUUUAGGAUUGACAAUAAUAUCUAAAUUUUGUUUAAGUUCUACAUUUACAACAAAUGUAUUAUUUUCUUUGAAAUUAUUCCCAUCAAGUGUAAGAAACUCAGCUUUAGGGAGCUGUUUGUUAAUGGCUCAAGUUGGAUCAAUGUCAGCGCCAUACCUAGUGGACUUUUUUGGUAAAAUUGCACCGUGGUCACCUUCUUUGCUUUGCGGUGGCGCACUAUUUAUCGCAGGGCUUCUUUGUUGUAUUGUCCCUAUACCUGGACAUUGGUGUUAUAUUCCAGAACUGUUAGAUGCUAACUGGACAAGCGAGCAAAUACAAAAUAUUUUAGCAGUAGACAAAUGCUUGAAAUAUGAUUACAAUUAUGCAUAUCUUGGGCAUUUAGGCUAUGAAAACGCUGUAAAACAUGUUGAAGACUCAAAAUUUAACACUAGUCUUGUUCCUUGUUCUUCUUUCGUUUUUGAUAAAAGUGGAAAAUCAACGAUCGUAAAUGAAUGGAGCUUGAUUUGUGAUCGAAAAUUAUACCGCGCAAAUACCUAUUUUGUAUAUUCAUUGGGAAAGCUUUUGGGUACCGGAGUUUUAGGAGUAUUCGCAGAUAAAUAUGGACGAUUGAAAGCAAUAAUAAUAGGAUUGGUUCUACAAAUGAUUGCCGUACCUUUAACUUCAAUUGUGCCAUGGUUUUCGGGGUAUAUUUUAUGUGAAUUAUUAAUUGGACUUAGUGUUUCAACAAUUUAUUCGUCGGGAUACACAAUAAUGUCGGAAAUUGCUAGUGAGAAAAAAAUGAAGAUGUUGGGAACAAUAGUAGAUAUAAACUGGUCGGUAGGAACUUGUUUGCUCAUAGUUAUCUGUUUCUAUGUAACAGACUGGCGAAACUUGCAGAUUAUAUUAUCGUUCAUAGACGAGUCACCUCGCUGGCUCAUAUCACAAUCUCGUCAUGAUGAAGCCCAAAAAAUAUUAGAAAAGUAUUGUGAAGUCGCCAUUACACCGGCUUUAAUAACAGCUAGUAUACCACUCACUUCUAUACCAAUGGAACCCUCUGUAACUAAAGAAAAAUAUCAACCAAGUUGUAUGGAGCGUUAUCUAGGAAAUAUAGGAAUUCUUUUUGCGGAUCCAACAUAUAGGAAAAAGAUACUUAUAAUGUACUUUUCGUUCUUCGUAUGUGUGAUGGUCAGCUUUUAUCUAGUUCUCAAUAUUGAUAAUUUCGAAAUAAAUCGUUACGUUUUCAUAACAGCAUCCGCAAUUACAGAAACGCUUUCUCUUCUUUUAGUUUUAUCAGAAAACGACUAUUAUUCUUUAUUGGAUCGCAUCGAUUUGUAUGCUGUCAAUGAUUAUUAUUCCCAAAGACAAUGUAUAUUUAAUUUUAGGACUGACGGUGAUAUCUAA
Molecule: messenger RNA, 2898 nt
Organism: Cotesia congregata
Lineage: Eukaryota; Metazoa; Arthropoda; Insecta; Hymenoptera; Braconidae
Source: the annotation of a GenBank genome assembly